Eupeodes corollae is the source of this 4403-nucleotide messenger RNA. RefSeq lists its product as uncharacterized. Gene Ontology annotation, molecular function: chromatin binding. The transcript has 9 exons. Gene Ontology annotation, biological process: negative regulation of transcription by RNA polymerase II; chromatin organization. Gene Ontology annotation, cellular component: pericentric heterochromatin. Lineage: Eukaryota; Metazoa; Arthropoda; Insecta; Diptera; Syrphidae. The record is from RefSeq and is a predicted model, not a curated record. Bases 412 to 3561 code for a protein of 1049 amino acids.
CUUCAUCACGCGUCGCUCAUUGGCCAAGCGACUGCGACAUUUUAAUAAACGGACGAGAAAAAUUUACAAAUUUUACUUUGGUUUCUCUUUCUACUUUUGCAUCUUCUCUAUUUUCUUAAAAAAAAAUAUUAUCACAAUUUAAAUAUUUAAAAAAUAAAAAGAAAUAUCAAUCGUAUUUUUAAAUUUAUUUCAAUAUAACAAAUCCAACCAACAAUAAAUGUGAAUGAAAAUAAAAGUUAAACCCAAUUUGACAAAAAGUGUAAGAAAUUUUCGCGCUAUUCCCGCACAACACACAAGAGGGAUACCGAAAAUCGGGUUGAGAAAUAAAAUAAAAUAAAAGCAAAGAAAAACCAUUUAUAGUGUUUUUAAAAACAAAGUUGCACCUUAAACUUUAUCCAGAAUUCAACAAUCAUGGUUGGAAUAGAUCCUUCCGAUAUCGGAAAACAUCAAAAGCUGAUAAAAAUCGCUCAAGAAGAUAUGUCACAAAUCGAUGUACUCGUUUGUGGUCGAUGCUUAGGCGUCUUUCAUUUCGUUGAAGAAUUCAAAGACCACAAACGAUUUUCAUGUGACAAAGAGACACAAAUUCGUGAUGGUCCAGAUACGAAACCCAAAAUCUGGGCAUUCUUGCUUUGGAAAGCCACUCAAAUAAAUAACAAAGAUAACAACAACAGUAGCAACAAUAGUAGCUUCAACAGUACUCUGAACAGCAGCAAUAAUCAACAAAAUUCAUGGGCACUCUAUCAAACAUGGGUUAAAAUGGAAGAAAGUAUUCGCGAGACAUGGAUUGUAGCGGGAAAAACGAUACAAUCCUUUGCUAAGAUGGGUCAUGGUGGGCUUCAAGAGAUGCCAGUUAAAAUAACAAAAACCGUCGUUGAUAAUGCUUCGAAUCCAUCUACGGAAGCUAAAAAACCACAAAUUCCACAAGCCAAACAAAUUCUAACCAACACCAAGGUCCCGAUAAUAACAAAAAAACAACACGAAGAAGAAGGCAAUGAUCUCUCGCCGAUUCGUAAUGCGGUUGUGAAAAAACCACCACUGCCAGUUCAGCAGAUCCCUAGUAAAUUGGUUACCAGUACACCCAUUCAACGUGCACCUUUAAUUAGUCGUCGUGCCAAGCGAACCAUUCCCAAUGCAAAUGGAGAAACAGAAGAUGAAAUCGUUGAGAAAAUUGUCGCCAAACGUUUUAAUCCCCGGAGAAAAAUGCAUGAGUACUUGGUCAAGUGGGAAUCGUGUUCGCAUGAGCACAAUACUUGGGAACCGCAGGUUCACUUGGAGAAUGUUCCACAAAUCUUGGAAACCUUCGAAAAACAACUUGCCCGUCAAAAAGAGCAACGAGCCGCACAACAGGCUAAGCAACAGGCAGCCAGUCUCGCUGCCGCCAUCAAAGUGGUGGACUUGAAGAAAGAUGUCAUAAAAGAUCCGAAUAAAAUAGAAGAGACAACCAAAAUGAAUUUAUCAUCGCCCGGAAGUGAUUCAAGUCGAUUGUCGAGAACGUCCAAAAACAAGGCUAUGGAUCAAGUGAAACAGUGGUGUGCCGAUGAACCAGUGGAGAAUAAUGCCCCAGCAGGUGGUGUAGCAAAUGUACAAACGAACACCCCACAGCCCAUGCAAGCUGCACAUCCCGUCUUACAAACAAGUAAUUUCGGUGCUGGAAGCAUCCCGGCUUUGAAGAGAAAGCUGGACGAUAGUGAUUUCGAUGAAUCAGCGAUGAUUGGCGACGAGGACUUGGAGGAGGACCUCAUCCCGUCGCACACGGUGAAAAGAAUGAAAAAUGGCGACACCGUCUCGGUGAGGGUUGAGACGAAAAAUGAGCGUGCUGUUGAGUCGAAAAUAAUAAAAGUCAAUGGAAGCAUGAAGAACACAAGCGCAACAGAACAGUUUUCAGCUGAUGUGAUCAUCACUCAAGACACCAACACUUCUGGAGUUGUCAAAAAGGCUGGCUUCAAUGGGACAACAUCAACAAAUGCUUCACCAAAAACUGAAGCUCACAUUCGCGUUGUUUCGAAGGGAGAAACAAAUAGCGGAAUUGUCCGAAUGGGUAGCGAAGUUGCUGCAUCCUUAACUUCAAAUGUAAAUGAAAAUGGCCCCGUUCAACACAACAACCAAGUCACCACGCAAACUUCGAAUACAAUUAUGACUCCAAUUCAUCGUCCUCAAGUUAAUAAAACCCUGACUUCUAAUCCCCUGUCAAAUAUUGGAAACAUUCAAAUAACGCAGGUCCAACAAUCGAACAUGGCUAGAAGCUCGAGUCCACGACUUAUAAAUAGUCAAACGACAAUUGCACGUACCGCACCAUCUGUAACGUAUCAUCAACAGCAACAGCAGCAACAACAGACCCGAAUUCAAGCGGGAACACCCAAAACAGUGCAGACAAAUACUCGUGUGCUCCAAAGUCAACCACGAACGGCGACCAUUGCUCAAAGAAAAUCCCAAUCGCCAGGCAUUCAACAGACAUCGCCAACGUCUGGAAAAAUGAUUAUUCCUCGAGGCAAGGUAGCACCUGGUGGAAACACACAACAACAACAGCAGCAACAACAUCAACAACAAUCAGCAGUUGCCCGUACUCAAACUCCAGAGCAAAAGAUUCUGCAACUCUCGAAAUCUGGUGACUUGAAAGUGACAAAGAAAGUUAUGUCGAAGGAAACUACUUCGAAACAACAACAAGUCCUUGCCAGGCACCAAUCACAGGUUCAGAUACAGAAAGUCCAACAAAUUGCGCCACCCAUGCGACAUGUCGGGGCGCCGAAACAGAAGCAGUCUCAGGUGAAGACGGCGGUGAUGGAUGUUUCGUCAUUUAACCAUGAGGAACACCAGCAGCAGGCCUUGUGUCCUAUCACUGGUAAAAUACUUGGACAGGUAGAAGGAACGGAAAUCCACGAGGAGCAACACCAUCAAAUCGCAACAAUGCAAUCGGGCGUUCUGCAAACGCAGCUGCUCACGACCGCCGAUCAGCAACACGAACAGGGCGACUUCCAGGAAAUGGAGCAAUCUGGCAAUCUUUUACAGCUUGCUGAUCAGCAACUCAUGACCAACGAAGAUGGCUCACCAUUGCUUGUUACAGGGGAGGACGGCACCGUCUAUCAAGUGGCCGGCAAAAAUGCCGAGGGACAAACGAUACUUGUUGCUCAAGGGGCUGAUGGGGAACAGCAAUUCGCGUAUGUAGCUGCCGCCGAGGGUGACGAGAACAAUGUUCUCACGCUAGAUAAUGCUGUGGCCGAAGCUGUAGCACAACUAUCACCCGAACAACAAGCUGAAGCGCUGGCCGCCGCUGCUGCUGAAUCUGGCCAGUACAUUUUGAAACAAGAUGAUGGCACCACAGGCGAAUUGGUUAGUAUGAGCGAAGCAAACGAAAUGAAUCCCGCGCAACAAGGUCAACUGUGCAUUCAGACAGGCAGCGAAAGUGGCGAAUCACAAGAUCAAAAUAUACCCGCUGAAGUUGUUCAAGCUGAUCUCCCAUCACCUGGCGGAACAAGACGCGUCGUUCUAUUACUGCAAGAUGGUACGUUUAUGAUAACUCAAAUGCAGGACGAUGAAUACAAGUCUCUUAAUAUAGCGUCAUAAUGUAACUAGGUGUCACUUUUAUCAUGUAACUUAAGUAGGUUUAUAAUAAUUUAAACAUUUAAGUAUCGUGUUAGAUCCCAUUUCUUCCUGCUUCUCCCAGAUAUAGUAGACGAUAGAUAGAUAUGCACCCACAACCACUACUAUACCACAUUAUAUACCUUCCUUUUGUUUUAUACCUUGUUUUUUGUCUCACUCCCUUUUCAUUAAUUAUAUACUGCAAGCCCUUUAGACUCUUUCGCUGGACAAAACAUUUUUGUUGUAUAUAUUUAUGUUGGCGAAAGAGUCUCGAGUAGUCUUGAGUCUGUUCGAAGAAGAACGCUUCUUUUAAGAUUCAUUUUAUUUUAUUCUUUUCAAAAAGUAAAUAAUGCCUUUCGCGUUUCUUAUAUCCCAAAAAAAAAACAAAAGCUCUGAUUUACCCAAAUUUAUAAUGGGUAAGCAAAUCAAGUUUAUAUAAGUAUAUUAAUUUUGUUUUUCUUUUAAAACAUCUUCUUUCAAGACUAAAUAUUAAUUAUAAUUGACCGCGAAAUUAUAAUAUUUUUUUUUAAUUAUAUUAACUAAAAAACAAAACAAAGUUUUCCCUGUUUUCAUUCAAUUGAAAUAUUUGAACAAAAAGAAAAAAGAACGCAAUUCAAGAUUUAUAUAAAAAUUGUUUUAUUUUUUUUUUUGAAAUUUAGAUUAAAUCGAUUUUUAUUAAAUAAAAAAAAAACAACAAGAUAAUGGAAAAUUUAACUGUUUAACAUUCAUCGUUAAAUAAAAAAUAUAUAUAUAUAUAUUAAUGUAUAAUUCUAAAGUAAGAAAUAAAAGAAUAUUAAUAAAAAGAAAAACAACAAUGUAUUGAUGAA